Puntigrus tetrazona (Sumatra barb) is the source of this 680-nucleotide messenger RNA. It is a transcript of the gene dynlrb1, whose product is annotated as dynein, light chain, roadblock-type 1. Gene Ontology annotation, cellular component: cytoplasm; centrosome; cytoplasmic dynein complex. Gene Ontology annotation, biological process: microtubule-based movement. NCBI's taxonomy places the organism in Eukaryota, Metazoa, Chordata, Actinopteri, Cypriniformes, Cyprinidae. The record is from RefSeq and is a predicted model, not a curated record. Gene Ontology annotation, molecular function: dynein intermediate chain binding.
GGCAGAUGGCAGUAACGCAGAACGGACGGUUUACAGAAUACAUGAUUCUAGUUCCGUAGCUUGCAGCAUCGGUCUAAGCAACGAAAACAGCGACUUAUCUUCACAAUGGCUGAGGUGGAGGAGACGAUCAAAAGGAUUCAGAGUCAGAAAGGAGUACAAGGAAUUAUCAUUGUCAAUGCAGAAGGAAUCCCAAUCAAAAGCACUCUUGACAACUCAAGCACAGUUCAGUACGCCGGUAAUGUCCACCAGCUGCUCAUGAAAGCUCGGGAUGGUGAGGACAUCGACCCUCAAAAUGAUCUCACCUUUCUCAGAGUUCGAUCAAAGAAGAAUGAGAUCAUGAUUGCACCAGAUAAGGACUAUUUCCUGAUCGUCAUUCAAAAUCCCACAGAGUAGUCCUGAUUUCUUCACAUUUGUGUUGCUAUAGUAUUUUUCCUUUUUUAAAUUAAUUGCCAAAAGUGUUUCAUUUCAUGUUCUAGCAACGCUUACAUCGUAUUCCAAAUAUUCAGUUUCUGCUACUCUUGCUCAGCAUUCCGAUAUUUUGCUCUUUGUGUUGUACGUGACCGUUUUCUCAUGUUCUCAUAUUCUCCAGCUGCUCAUCUGUAAGCAUCGACAUGACACUAUGACAUACUGUGCUUGUUUAUUCUAAAAAGAACAAUAAAACAAAAAUGCAUUUCCUUUCA